AUGCCUUUCAGUACCUUUUCUUCCUCGAGCUUUAUGUGGCCGGGGUAUAGGCUGUUGGCUGUUUUCUUCUUGACAGAGCUGUUUAAAUAUAAUCCUCUGAUUAUAAUUCUUUUAUUUAAUUUUAUAUAUUAG
Blumeria graminis f. sp. triticale is the source of this 132-nucleotide messenger RNA. The record is from the annotation of a GenBank genome assembly. NCBI's taxonomy places the organism in Eukaryota, Fungi, Ascomycota, Leotiomycetes, Helotiales, Erysiphaceae.